Molecule: messenger RNA, 2445 nt
Organism: Alnus glutinosa
Lineage: Eukaryota; Viridiplantae; Streptophyta; Magnoliopsida; Fagales; Betulaceae
Exons: 1
Coding region: 1-2445 (814 amino acids)
Molecular function (GO): protein dimerization activity
Source: RefSeq, a predicted model, not a curated record
AUGAGCAAGUCAAAAACAAUUGAUGCAUUUUUUAAGAAAAAAGAUGCUGAUUCAAAUUCUAAAACGUCUUCCUCAACAUCUAAUCAACAAACUUUAGCUCCUGAGCAAGUUGCUUCUAAGAUGCCAAGAAUUGAAUUUCAAGAAGUUGAGUCAGUUGACAUUUCUACCCUACAACAUGAUCCAGGGUUACGUCCUCAAAUGUGGGAAUAUCCUGUUAAUCAACAGGAUGAAAUUAGACAUGCUUAUCUUAAAGACGGUCCAUAUAGAUUCAUUCCUCCUGAUAGUCCUGGAUAUCCGUUUUCAGGAAAAGGAAAAAAUCGUCGGAGAUUUCAAUCAUCUUGGUAUAAAAUGUUUCCUUGGUUAGAAUACUCUCCUACAAAAGAUGCUGCUUAUUGUUUACCCUGUUAUCUAUUUUGUAAAAAGCCAACGGGACGGUUUGGAGCUAAUGCAUUUACUAUUGACGGAUUUCGUAAUUGGAAGAAGGUUAAUGAUGGUAUGAAUUGUGCUUUUUUGGUCCAUAUGGGAAAUGGGCCAUGUUCACCUCAUAAUAAUGCUGUUAAGUAUUGUGACACUUUGAUGAAUCAAUCUCAACAUAUUGAUAAGGUGAUAGAUAAGCAAACUUCAGAAGAAAAAAUGAACAAUCGAUUGCGAUUGAAGACUUCAAUUGAUUCUAUUCGGUAUUUAAUAUCUCAGGGAUGUGCUCUUAGAGGUCAUGAUGAAAGUCCCGAUUCAUUAAAUCGUGGCAAUUUUCUUGAGUUGAUAAAACUUAUCUCCAUUUACAAUGAGGAUGUUGCUAAGGUUGUUUUAGAAAAUGCUCCACAAAAUGCUAAAUAUACUUCACAUCAUGUCCAAAAAGAGAUUUUACAUGUCUUGGCAAAGAGGGUACGAGAUGCAAUUCGUGAAGAAAUUGGUAAAUCAAAAUUUUGCAUUAUUGUUGAUGAGGCACGAGAUGAGUCUAAGAGAGAACAAAUGGCUAUUGUUUUGAGAUUUGUUGAUAAAGAUGGAUUUAUACAAGAACGCUUCUUUGAUAUUAUUCACGUUAAAGAUACAUCGGCGUUGACCUUAAAAAAUAAUAUAUCUGAUGUUCUUUCUCGAUAUUGUCUUGAUAUUCAAAGUAUUCGUGGACAAGGGUAUGAUGGUGCUAGCAAUAUGCGUGGUGAAUGGAAAGGAUUGCAAGCAUUAUUUCUUAGUGAUUGUCCUUGUGCAUACUAUGUUCAUUGUUUUGCUCAUCGAUUGCAAUUAGCAUUAGUUGCUGCAUCUCGAGAGGUAGUUUAUGUUCAUGAGUUCUUUUCAAAUUUGAAUUUCAUUAUCAAUGUGGUUGGUGCUUCAUGUAAACGUCAUGAUGAACUACAAGCAGCUCAAGCAGCAGAAAUCGCACAUUUGAUAGCUAUUGAUGAACUAGAAACUGGAAAAGGAGCUAACCAAAUUGGCACUUUGAAACGAGCUGGUGAUUCUCGAUGGGGUUCUCAUUAUCAUUCUAUUUGUAGCCUAAUAAGGGUGUUUGGUCCUACUUGUUCAGUGCUUGAAAAUAUUAUCAAAGGAGGAUCUACUUACUCUCAACGUGGGGAUGCUAAUGCUGCUUAUAAAAUGAUUACAUCCUUCAAAUUCAUAUUCAUUUUACAUUUGAUGAUGAAAAUCAUGGGUACUACCGAUUGUCUUUGUCAACAUUUACAGCAAAAAUCUCAAGACAUCUUGAAUGCUAUGAAGCUAGUUUCUAGUACAAAAACACUCCUCCAAAAAUUGAGAGAUGAAGAUUGGGAUAAUUUGCUUGAGGAAGUAGUAUCUUUCUCCAAGAAAUUUGAAAUUGACAUUCCAGAUUUGAGUGCUCGUUAUGUUGAAGGUCGAGGUCGUCAUCAACGGGAUCACAUCACGGUCGAGCAUCAUUAUCAUUUUGACAUAUUCAAUGCUACUAUAGACUUUCAAUUGCAAGAGCUCAACAGUCGAUUUGAUGAAGGAGCAAUAGAACUUUUGACACUUAGUUCAUCUUUGAAUCCAAAUGAUGCUUAUAAAUCCUUUAACAUUGAUGAUAUUUGUAGUCUUGUGGAGAAGUACUACUCUCUUGAUUUUUCUGAGCAAGAGAAAAUUCAUUUGAGAUAUCAGUUGAAGCAUUUUGAACUUGAUGUGCUUAAUCAUCCAAAAUUAAAAAACUUGUCUUCCACUGCGGAAUUAUGUCAAGGAUUGAUAGAGACAGGAAAAUCAGAGAUAUACUAUCUUAUUGAUAGAUUGAUUCGUCUUAUUUUGACUCUUCCAGUGUCUACGGCGACUACUGAACGGGCGUUUUCAGCUAUGAAGAUUGUUAAAACAAGACUUCGUAACAAAAUGGAGGAUGAGUUUCUUGCAGAUAAUUUAGUUGUCUACAUUGAAAAGGAAAUUUUUGAAAGUUUCAAUUCAGAUUUGAUACUUGAUGAUUUUGUUUCUCUAAGGGCGCGUAGGAUGCAAUUUUAG